Messenger RNA from Felis catus (domestic cat), 2654 nucleotides. RefSeq names its product zinc finger protein 226-like. Gene Ontology annotation, molecular function: RNA polymerase II cis-regulatory region sequence-specific DNA binding; DNA-binding transcription factor activity. Gene Ontology annotation, biological process: regulation of transcription by RNA polymerase II. The transcript has 6 exons. Lineage: Eukaryota; Metazoa; Chordata; Mammalia; Carnivora; Felidae. The record is from RefSeq and is a predicted model, not a curated record. The coding region runs from base 218 to 2638 and encodes 806 amino acids.
UUUCUCUGAUUGUAGGGUUUCAGGUCCGCUGUUCACGACCCGUUCAAACUUCCCCGGAACGCACCCGGGGCCAGCAGCCACCAGCCUUUCGUUGGGAGAGAAAGAGGAGCAGCGGCUAAAAACGGAGCCCUGACUUCUCAACGAGCACUGCAGGGAGGAGGCAACAGAGCCCCACUCUGUCUUCCUAGGAUUCUGUUUCUCCAGAAGGAAAGGGAAAAUGAGCUUGUUCAAGGAGGCAGUGACGUUCAGGGAUGUGGCAGUGGCCUUCACGGAGGAGGAGCUGGGACUGCUGGACUCUGCCCAGAGGAAGCUGUACCAGGAUGUGAUGUUAGAAAACUUCAGGAACCUGGUCUCCGUGGGACACCAAUCCUUGAAACAAGAUAGAUGGCGUAUAGAAAGAGAAGAGAAGCUUUGGUCGAUGAAGACGGCAGCCCAGAUGGAAAGAAAUGUGGGAGGGAACAGUCAAAGUGAGCUGAGGACUCUUCAAGACAGAGGACCACGUGAAGAGCUUUCCUGCUGGCAAAUCUGGCAACACAUCGCAAGUGACCUAACCAGAUGGCAGAACUCCAUGAGAAAUAGUUCUCAGUUUCACAAGCAGGGUGAUUCCCCCUGCCAGCUUGGAGCGGGACUGUCUAUUCAAAUUUCUGAAGAUGAGAACCGUAUGCUAAAUUGCAAAGUGGCUGGUCCCAGUGGUACUGAAAACUCAGAGCUUCCAAUUCUGAGAGUCCAGGACUCUUGGAGGAAAACGUCUUUGACCGAGUCGCAGAGUUAUCAGAGCAGAUAUCAGCAAAUUUCCAUGAAAAAUCAUCUGUGUCGGUGUAAACAAGAUGUUGACGCGAUCGGUUGGAUUUCACAUCCCCUUAAUCAUGGAAUACACGGAAGUGACAAAUCUUAUUGCCACGAUGAUUAUGAGAAAGACGGCAUGAAGGUUUCAGCAUUGAACCAGGAUAGUGUGUUUCACACAGGACAGAAACCUUACCGAUGUAAUGAAUGUGAAAAAACCUUCAGUGACCUCUCCACCUUUGAUCUUCAUAAACAGUUACACUCAAAGGUGAAGUCUCAUACAUGUAGUGAGUGUGGGAAAGGCUUCCGUUACAGCUCAGUUCUUCGUAUUCAUCAGAGAGUUCACGUGGGACAGAAAGGCUAUACGUGUGGUGAGUGCGGCAAGGGAUUCAGUCAGAACUCACUUCUGCAAACCCAUCAGAAUGUCCACACUGUAGAGAAGCCAUUCAAAUGUGAGGACUGUGGGAAAGCCUUUGGUCGUAGAUCAGCACUUACCGUUCAUUGCAAAGUCCACACAGGAGAAAAACCGUAUAGUUGUGAGGAGUGUGGGAGGGCCUUCAGUCAGGCCUCUCAUCUGCAGGACCAUCAGAGGGUCCACACUGGGGAGAAACCAUUCAGAUGUGAUGCGUGUGGUAAAAGCUUCAGUCGGAAUUCACAUCUUCAAUCCCAUCAGAGAGUCCAUACAGGAGAGAAACCAUACAAAUGUGAGGAGUGUGGGAAGGGCUUCAUUUGUAGCUCAAAUCUACACAUUCAUCAGAGGGUCCACACGGGAGAAAAGCCCUACAAAUGUGAGGAAUGUGGUAAAGGCUUUAGUCGGCCUUCAAGUCUUCAGGCCCAUCAGGGAGUCCACACUGGAGAGAAAUCCUAUAUAUGUAAUGUGUGUGGUAAAGGCUUUACUCUGAGUUCAAAUCUUCAAGCCCAUCAGAGAGUCCAUACAGGAGAAAAACCAUACAAAUGCAAUGAGUGUGGGAAGAGCUUCAGGAGGAACUCCCAUUAUCAAGUUCAUCUGGUAGUCCACACAGGGGAGAAACCCUACAAAUGUGAGGUAUGUGGGAAGGGCUUCAGUCAGAGUUCAUAUCUUCAAAUCCAUCUGAAGGCCCACAGCGUGGAGAAACCUUACAAGUGUGAGGAAUGCGGGCAGGGCUUCAAUCAGAGUUCCCGGCUUCAGAUUCACCAGCUGAUCCACACCGGAGAGAAGCCACACAAAUGUGAAGAGUGUGGGAAGGGAUUCAGUCGUAGAGCAGAUCUCAAAAUUCACUGCAGAAUCCACACAGGAGAGAAACCAUAUAAUUGUGAGGAGUGUGGGAAGGUAUUCAGGCAGGCCUCAAAUCUUCUGGCUCAUCAGAGAGUUCACAGCGGAGAGAAACCUUUUAAAUGUGAAGAGUGCGGGAAGAGCUUUGGUCGCAGUUCACACCUGCAAGCCCAUCAAAAAGUGCACACUGGAGAAAAGCCCUACAAGUGUGAGGAGUGUGGGAAGGGCUUCAAGUGGAGCUUGAAUCUGGACAUGCAUCAGAGGGUCCACACGGGAGAGAAACCCUACAAGUGUGGGGAGUGUGGGAAGCACUUCAGUCAGGCCUCAAGUCUUCAGCUGCAUCAGAGCGUCCACACUGGAGAGAAACCGUACAAAUGUGACGUGUGCGGCAAGGUCUUCAGUCGCUCUUCACAGCUACAGUCUCAUCAGAGGGUUCACACAGGGGAGAAACCUUACAAGUGUGAGACCUGCGGUAAGAGCUUCAGCUGGCGAUCCAACCUUACCAUUCAUCACAGAAUCCACGCCGGUGAUAAAUCUUACAAAAGCAAUAGGAGUGGUAAGAACAGCAGAGAAUCUACACAGGAAAAUAGUUGCAUAAAAUGAUUUUUUAAAAAGAAAA